Molecule: messenger RNA, 969 nt
Organism: Pezoporus flaviventris
Lineage: Eukaryota; Metazoa; Chordata; Aves; Psittaciformes; Psittacidae
Gene: GPR55
Product: G protein-coupled receptor 55
Exons: 2
Coding region: 14-955 (313 amino acids)
Biological process (GO): phospholipase C-activating G protein-coupled receptor signaling pathway; positive regulation of Rho protein signal transduction
Cellular component (GO): membrane
Molecular function (GO): G protein-coupled receptor activity
Source: RefSeq, a predicted model, not a curated record
CACCCAGAAGACAAUGCAGGGGGGAGAAACGUCCAACAGCAGCGGGGAAUGCAACUUUGCAGACAUCGACAGAUUAGCAAAGACCCUGCUGCUGGGGAUCUCCAUCCCUACCUUCAUUCUCGGGCUGGUUCUCAAUGCCAUGGCUCUAUCGGUGUUCUGCUGUUUUUGGAAGAAGCAAACCAAAACUUCAGUGUACAUGAUCAAUCUCGCACUUGCAGAUGUCUUGCUGCUUCUCUCGCUCCCACUCAAGCUGUACUACUCUAUCAAGAAAGCACCCAGACUCCUGUGCUCAUUCAUAGAGUCUCUGUAUUUUGUCAACAUGUAUGGUAGUAUCUUCAUCAUCGUCUGCAUUACUGUCGACAGAUAUAUCUGCAUAAGGCACCCAUUUGAAGGUCGAGCUAACCAAUCCCCCAAAUGGGCUAUCUUGAUUUGCUGCUUCAUCUGGGCAGUAGCCUGGCUUUGCAGCACCCCAAUGUAUGUGUUUCAUGAGGAAGAUAAUUUUAAGUGCUUUCACAACAUGUCAGAACAGGCGUGGAGCACCCCCCUCAUUGUUUCUGUAGAAAUCUUUGGAUUUCUGAUCCCACUUGCAGUGAUUGUUUUCUGCUCUGCCCAAAACAUCUGGAUUCUUCUGAAUUACAAAAGUCAAGCUAAAAAGAAGGUAGAAAGCAAUGGCUCCUUACGAGUCAUUAUCAUCAACCUGGUGGUGUUUUUGGUGUGCUUCACACCUGUCCACCUUGCAAUCUGCCUGCAGUACCUGGUAAGACAUCACGUGAUAGCGGACUGCAGUCUGAAACAAACCAUCAGCUUCUUCAUUCAGGUGUCAAUGAUAAUAGCCAACCUCAACUGCUGCCUGGAUGCCAUCUUUUAUUACCUUGCUGCAAAGGAAUUCCGUGAGAAGACACACCUGAAAAAGAUGAUUGAACUGUGUCCUGUUUUUAAGCCUUGUGCCACAUGAUGAGACUGCCAGCA